Messenger RNA from Chenopodium quinoa (quinoa), 489 nucleotides. RefSeq lists its product as uncharacterized. The record is from RefSeq and is a predicted model, not a curated record. Lineage: Eukaryota; Viridiplantae; Streptophyta; Magnoliopsida; Caryophyllales; Amaranthaceae. The coding region runs from base 1 to 489 and encodes 162 amino acids. The transcript has a single exon.
AUGAGAGUAGGGUUUGAAUCUAACAACUGGGCUGAAACUGGUUAUUCAAUUAAGCACGGUUAUGAAUGGCUACAGGGUGACCUUUCUACUGUUACCUGGACUAAAUGGAUUUGGAAUAAGUUUAAUAUUCCAAAGCACUUUUUCAUAGCUUGGUUGUCUAUUCAUGACAGAUUGAGACUGAGAGAUAGGUUGUGCGAGCUGGGAGUCUAUAAUGAAGAGGCUUGUCUGUUAUGUGUUUCUGUGCUAGAAAACUUGCAGCACCUGUUUUUCAAGUGUAAAUACAGUAAGGUUUGCAUGGUUAAUAUUUGUGCCUGGAUUGGUAUUAGGUUCAGAAUGUGUAAUAUUGAAGAUGCCUGGAAAGUUUGGAUUAGAGGCAUCAAAGAUCAGAUAAAGAGGAAGGUGUUGCUAGCUGCUCUCACUGCGAUACUAUACCACAUCUGGCUUGCUAGGAACCACUCCUAUUGCCAAAAGACUGUGAUUAACCCUUAG